AUGAAGUCUACUACAUUUAUCUCCUUUGCUGUUCUGGCAGCUGCUCAUCUCGCCAACGCUGCCCCGGCACCAGCAACUACACCCGCAGCCAAUACUGCAACCCCACAAUCCGUCUCAGUCUCCUAUGACCAAAAGUAUGACGUUGGAACAACAUCCCUCGAUACAGUUGCCUGCUCCGAUGGCACCUACGGCCUCGAAACCGACGGCUUCACGACAUUUAGCUCGUUGCCCAACUUCCCGCUGAUCGGUGGCGCGCCCACUGUCGCCGGCUGGGAUAGCCCAAACUGUGGCCAAUGCUACCAGCUGACUUUCGAGUCUGACGAAGUCAGCGAGACUAUCAAUGUGCUGGCGGUAGAUUCGGCCUCGGGUGGAUUCAAUAUUGGUCUUACGGCUAUGAACCACCUCACCGAUAACCAGGCCGUUCAGCUGGGUCACGUGACAGCCACUUAUGUGGCUGUUGCGAACAGUGUGUGUGGAUUGGAGGAUUAG
Messenger RNA from Penicillium malachiteum, 489 nucleotides. It is a transcript of the gene aspf13, whose product is annotated as allergenic cerato-platanin Asp F13. The record is from RefSeq and is a predicted model, not a curated record. NCBI's taxonomy places the organism in Eukaryota, Fungi, Ascomycota, Eurotiomycetes, Eurotiales, Aspergillaceae. The transcript has a single exon. Bases 1 to 489 code for a protein of 162 amino acids.